UGGUGGGGGAGGUGGAGGUCCACCAAACAGAAACAGUAAACGAAAUGUAAGGGAAGAUGAAUUUUAUCGAGUUGGAAGUCAAAUUGGAACAAUGAAAAGAUCGGUUAAUCGUAGAGAUGCACAGGGGGCUGAUAUGGGUGCACAAGGUGGUAUGGGUGGUGAAAUGCAGGGUGGUAUGGGUGGAAGCAUGGGAGGUGGUAUGGGAGGUGGUAUGGGGGGUGGUAUGGGAGGUGGUAUGGGAGGUGGAAUGGACGGUGGUAUGGGUGGUGGUAUGGGAGGUAGUGGAGAAGGUGGAGGUCCACCAAACAGAAACAGUAAACGAAAUGUAAGAGAAGAUGAAUUUUAUCGAGUUGGAACAAUGAAAAGAUCGGUUAAUCGUAGAAAUGCACAACGGAAUUUUGGUGGACGAGGAGGUAUGGAAGGUAGUGUGCACGCUGGUAUAGGAGGUAGUAUAGGAGGUGGUAUGGAAGGUGGUGUGGAAGCUAGUAUGGAAGCUGGUAUGGAAGCUGGUAUGGAAGGUGGUAUGGGUGGAGGUAUGGGAGGUGAUGGACAAAGUGGGGAUCAACCAAACAGAAACAGAAAACGGCAUGCAAGAGAAGCUCGAAUUUAUCGUAGUAGACACAAUUCUAGAAAAAGAAGUACUACACAAACAACAUUAACGGGAACGGGUAUAUCUACAGUAAUGGAAUGAAGGAGAUUCAUCGACAUCAAAUUUAUGAUAUCAAAUAUAAAAUAGUUUUUAGUACUGUAGAAAAUAUUCAUCAAGUUAUUUUGUUAAUCGUAAAACAAGGAAGUAGAGAUCACACGAAUAAAGAAUAUUUUACUGCAAUCAAAA
Polistes canadensis is the source of this 835-nucleotide messenger RNA. Its product is annotated as glycine-rich cell wall structural protein-like. The record is from RefSeq and is a predicted model, not a curated record. The transcript is spliced from 2 exons. NCBI's taxonomy places the organism in Eukaryota, Metazoa, Arthropoda, Insecta, Hymenoptera, Vespidae. The coding region runs from base 92 to 691 and encodes 199 amino acids.